Bradysia coprophila is the source of this 1012-nucleotide messenger RNA. Its product is annotated as sodium/potassium-transporting ATPase subunit beta-2-like. The record is from RefSeq and is a predicted model, not a curated record. Gene Ontology annotation, molecular function: ATPase activator activity. Gene Ontology annotation, cellular component: sodium:potassium-exchanging ATPase complex. Gene Ontology annotation, biological process: sodium ion export across plasma membrane; intracellular potassium ion homeostasis; potassium ion import across plasma membrane. Lineage: Eukaryota; Metazoa; Arthropoda; Insecta; Diptera; Sciaridae.
AUGACAGAUAAUAAAUGUCCAAGAUUGCUAUCCGCUUCCAGAAACUUAAAAACGUUCAUAUGGAAUGGCGAGACAAAUACUUUUCUCGGCCGUACAGCUGUGAGUUGGGCCAAAAUCGUGCUCUACUAUGUUGUGUUUUACGCGGUGCUAGCUAGUUUUUGCGCUUGUCUUUUUGCUGUCUUCUGGCAAACCAUUGAUUUGGAGCAACCAAAAUGGCAAUUGCGCGAAAGUUUGAUUGGGACUAAUCCAGGCAUUGGAUUUUGUCCAAUGCCACCAAAAGCUAUAUCCGAUAGCGCAGAUAGCGCAUUAAUUUGGACACAACCAGAAAACAUAGCAUAUUGGUACGAUACAGUGAACAAAUUUCUUGAAGGUUACAUUAAUCCAAAGAAUUAUGGAAAUGUCGAUAAAAGCUGUUCAUUCGAUCGUCCUGCCAGUAAAGGUAAAUUCUGUCCAUUUAAAGUAGAAUCAUUAGACAACUGCUCGCCCGGGAAGACCGACCAAAAAUAUGGCUACCCACAUAAGAAGCCUUGCGUGUUUCUGAAACUAAACAAGAUAUUCAAUUGGACUCCUCGAGUCUUCAACGAAACUAGUAUCGAUCAAUUGACCGACGCUGAAGAGAGGGCCACUUAUCGAAGGAUGCCCGAAUGGCUCCGUAAUGAAAUAGCCAUCACUAGCGACGCACAUAAGCGAAACAUGAUUUGGGUAUCAUGCGAAGGAGAAAGACCGCUCGAUGUUGAAAAUAUUGGACCGGUGCAAUAUUCACCGGGACAUGGUUUCCCAGCUUACUACUUCCCUUUUAAGAAUGUAAAAGGAUAUAAACCACCGAUUGUUGCUGUUAAAUUUGAUCAGCCGAAGCUUGGUGUGCUCAUCAGCAUCGAAUGUACGGUCUGGGCUAAAAACAUUUUUUAUGACGUCAAGAAAGCAGGAGGAGGAUCCGUUCAUUUCAAACUGAUGAUUGAUUAAAAUGAUGGAAAAGUUCCCUUUGUACUUUGAACAAUACAAGACGUAUUAA